Molecule: messenger RNA, 933 nt
Organism: Aureobasidium namibiae CBS 147.97
Lineage: Eukaryota; Fungi; Ascomycota; Dothideomycetes; Dothideales; Saccotheciaceae
Exons: 2
Coding region: 1-933 (310 amino acids)
Biological process (GO): regulation of DNA-templated transcription; DNA alkylation repair
Cellular component (GO): nucleus
Source: RefSeq, a predicted model, not a curated record
AUGGGCCGGCACAACAAGACAGCGACCAAGAAGACGAACGCACCCAAGAAGCCCGCUCUUACACAUUUCCUUUGCAUUCCUCUUGUAAACUCCGUCUCUCAACCCCAAUUAGAAGCCAGUAUUGGAAAGUUCAAGGAGCACGUUUGUUCUGCUGUUCCGGUUCAAGCCUCUCAGGAAGUAGAAUCAGCAGCGGAUAAAAGCAAUGUUUCUACGUUGCAUCCUGAAGCAGUCAGGCCAUUGGGCUCAUUACACUUGACCCUGGGAGUCAUGAGUUUAGACGAAGCAAAGCUAGCUCAAGCGACUGCACUACUUGAGUCUCUAGACCUAGGGAAUCUGCUUCAAGAAGCAACAUCUUCUCAGACGAGCCAAGUCAAGACUACAGACACCUCUGCUACAACCUUGAACUCAGCACCACCAACAAGCACAAUCAAAGCACUCACUCUGCAAAGUCUUCCUUUGACACUAUCCCUCGAAGGAUUGGAACCAAUGCAAUCACCCACAAAGACAAGUAUCCUCUACCUCCGCCCUCACGACCAAACAAACCGACUUCAACCUCUGUGUCAAGCACUGCGAAAAGUCUUCACCGUGUCUGGCUUACUAGUCCCUGACACACGACCACUGAGACUUCACGCUACAAUCGUGAACACAAUCUACAUAAAGGGACGCAAGAAGAACAAUAAACCAACGUCUGAAGCAACACAAGCAAAGGACGCUGGAGCCAAUACACCCGACUCGGGCCAUGGUCCUUCAGCAAAGUCUUCGUUGUAUCUAGAUGCUACGUCCCUUCUUUCGACCUAUGAAUCUCAUGUAUGGGCUUCUGACAUUCCUAUCUCGAAGAUUGCUAUCUGUGAGAUGGGUGUCAGGAAACAGCUCUCCGAAUCCGGCGGAGUGGUCGGUGAGGCUUACAAAGAAGUGGCUACCAGGGAGAUUUGA